AUGUCUUUCCUUCAUGGAGUUUUAAGUAACAUUCAGCCUAAAUUAGGCCAGCAUAAAGAGCUUAUAAAGCCUGCAAUUGAGUCUCUUAACACCCAUAAACACUCUGGUAAAGAAGGUUUUAAUGCUGCGAUUGUCAAGGUGGUGGAGCGGGUGAGGCAGUAUAAUGAGGGUGUGAGGGAGGGGAACAAUAAGGUGAGUGGACCGAUGAUUACUUUCAUUAGCAAAAUGAAUGAUCUCCAAAGGCAGGUGAGUGGAAUCUCAGAAAAUAAUUUUCAUACAGGUGAAAUUGACAAGGCUGUGGAGGCCGUCGACCAGAAGGUGGACGAGUGUAUUAAGAAAGAUGGUGGCUAUGCCUAUAACUUUAUCAAAAACAUUUCACAUGCCAAGAAACACGUAGAUGAUUUAUCUGAACACUUAAAACAAAAAGUUAAUAAUGCUAAAGAUAUUCUUGUCGAUGAGCGUAAGAGGCUUCAUGAAAUUCAUAAGACGCUGCAGAAAGAUAAGGAUGAACAUAUUGCCUUAGUUGGUAGUAAGUUAGAUAAUGCUAGAGAGCAAAUUAAUACGCAGAUUCAGACAGAUGUGAAAAAGCUCUCGGACGACUUAACGUGUAAGGUUCAGAGCAUCGGGGACCAGCUUCGCGUCGUAAAUGAGUUGCUCGAGCAGUGGAUGGAGAAGCUGCAGAAAUGGAUUGACAACGCUGAUAAAAGCGUUCAAAAUGCCAUAGGUGAAGCCGGUCGAAUUGAGCAAAAAGAGCCCGGUUUGCCAAAUCAAAAGGCAUUAGAACAAAUUGGAAAGGAUCUGUGCACAUGGAAGAAGACACUGGAAGAUUAUAUAAAUAAUACAGUGAAGCCGGACUUUACAAGGUUGAUACGGGAAGCUACAGAGGCCGUUGAUGGUUUGAAUGCUCAGCUUAAAGAGGAUUUGGGGAGGAUGGAGAGGGAGAUUUAUGAACCCCUCAGCACUCUUAAAAUGAGUUCGGCAAACUUCAAAACGUCAUUUGAAAAUACAAAAAAUGCGAUCGACAAAGCCAUUAAGGCAGUGGAAGGAGAUAUCGAGAAGCUACAGGAUCUUUCGAAAAUUGACGGGAUUCAAAAUGGAAAAGGUAGCAGUGUUACGGCAAAAUUACUGAAAGCAAUCGGCGGAACUGAAGACCCUUUUAAAUCUAUUAAAGAUUAUUUUGGCAAACUUGACACCGAUGUCAUGACGCCUGUAAAGGAUGCGAUAGAGAAGAUUGCAACCGGGUUAGGAAAUCUUGUUAAGGUCGGCAGAGAUGAGAUGGAGAGUGCAUUUUCAAGUGUUAAAGAGGAACUUAGAAAGAAAAUUCAAGAUGUGCAGAAAUUUGUUAAUGGUACACUUCCAUCCACCGAAUUAAAUGCUCUUAACACACUUCUCGGUGUUGACAUAAAGGCGCCCGAUCUCAAAAGGUAUGACUCCCACGUUCAACGUGUAGCAAAAAAACUCAAUGGAGGUAGUGAAAAAUUGGAAAAAGGAGAUAUUAAGAAUCUCCUCAACGUCUUACGGGAAGUUGCUCAUACUGCAUCCCAGCACUCCCACCAGGUUGUUGGGGCGGUCAUGAAUAAGAUUAAGGACCAGCUAACUGAAGAGCUGGGAGAGGUAGCGGGGGCUAUAUACGAAAAGGCCGGAAAAUGUUCCGACCUUGCUGGUAGUAAUGGAGGCACCGGUGAAUUUGGCGUGACAGUCUCCGGCCUCCAGAAGCUAGUAGGUGAGUUUGAUGGUAAAAUUAAUACGAAACUAGAAGAACUGAAAACCAAUAUUGGAACGGUGACUUUUAAAAAAAUGCCGAAUGGCGGUAUCCAAGACAUCGACGUCGAGCAGACCUUGCCGUUAUAUAAGACGCACAGAGACAGUGCGGUCAGCGAUUCCCUCAAAGCUAUCACCCACUACUCCGAUAACAUAUUCAGCGUUACGCCGACCAUAAAUAAUCUCAAAGAAUGGUCCGACCAGAUCGAGAAGCACGUCAAAGGCCUCGUGUAUGCUUUCGAACAAGCUGGUAAAAUUCUUAAGGAGCAAUUGGAUAAACAUAAAAUGGACAUCGGCAAAAGUCCACUGGAAGUUGUCGGCAGUCUCCAAAAUCUCCACGGCAAACUUGGCGACCUCCGAACUAGGGAAUUAGGGAAAGCCAUAAAAAUGGCGAAGGACUUCGAACAACAAGCCUCCGCCGCAAGCCAAAAAACCAUCGAGGCACUCGAACAACACGUCAGGGAUACACUUGACGCCGCCAAAACAUCCAUCACCAACGACCUGAAAUCCCGCUACGUCAAAUUCAUCAAGUCGCAGCUCACAAAGUUCGCCGAGAAAGUAGAAAAGGAAAUCGGAACGCUCCCAAAAGACAUAACAAAAGAUGCCGACAAGGGCUUUAAAGGCUUCAUGGGAGUGCUCGAGCAGAAAUUGACGGACAGUAAAUUGAACAGCGAAUUGGAUGGCGACGCAAAAUUAGAGACACUGUCCAGCAGGGCAAAAGUAUUCUUCACUGAGCUGUUCAAGACGCUGAACAUGCGGCCUCAAAUCAUGGACUCUAAUAACCUCUCGAAGCUACGAAGCAAACUAGACACUCUUUUCACUGACCUCACCAAAUACAACACUAAAUUCGUUAAUGACUUAUCCGCACUUAACACUUUACUCACCGAUAUGCAUCCCGAAUCAUACGCCAACCAAAGCAACCCGCUGCUGCAGUUCCUCAAAGGAGGCAUAACAGAUAUGCACGGGGAGCUAGAUAAGGCGUAUGUAUCAGUGUACGAUAGUGAGAUUAUCACAAUAUAUAACGACAUAACUAAGAGCAUAACCUCUGAUGGUACAAAGUGCGCGAAAAUUGUGCUCACCAUUGUGCCCACCGUAUAUCACACCUUAACACAGCUCAGAAGAGAGCUUCAUGAAUCAGACGGCAAAUGGAACUCUUAUAACAUAUAUGAUUCCAAAGAGUCCCACCAUAGCUUACAUAGACUAUUCUUUAAUGAUAAUGGUUACGAUACCGGCCUUGCCGGUAAAGUGGAGCACGGCGAACUGAAUCACAAGUCUGGGUUCACGGGUCAGAAUAUUCUUACCAAACUCAACGACACAACUCAUAAUUUGUUUGUGACUAAUAAACAGUCACUUAAAGCAUCUGCCAUCGCUCCUACAUCCGAUGACAUACCCUUCGAAUACACGGGCGAGAACGGUGUCAUCCCAAGCCUAUAUGAUUACCUUAAGAAAUACUUCAAUGUAUGCCAUUAUACGCAUAUUAAAUCACCCAGGAUACCGUGCUCCGUUUAUGAAAUGUUACUUUGGGUUUGCGGUUUACAGUUCAGUCCCGUAUUCAAACCACUUUUAGAUCACGUUAACGAAUUAUUCAUGGUGCCCAUUGAUGGAGACCCAUCGAAAAAAACCCUUAAGCCUAUCGAUGCCUCACCGUCCACCAUUAGCGCCAGCGACAUUUGUACAACUAUUGAAGAGAUAUGUUUUAAAUCCUACCCUGUCCUCACUACUAUUGCGGGCCACGGAGACGCCUAUACGACAUACGCCUGUGAGUUCUCUACUAACUCCCUCAAAUUCAAAUAUCCCACAAGAGGUGAGGAAUGCUUUCAACUCUUGCUCGAUAUCCUCCGUAAACUAUUCCCUCCACUUAGAUUUUUGUUUGGUCAAUGUAGUAACCCGGCGUCUGAGCAUGGUUGGUUGAAGUGCCAGUACGGCAGGGACAUUACUACAGUCAAUCAGCCCUGCAAAGCGCAUUCAACCGACAAGGCAAAUGGACAGUCAACGUCUAAACCUAUGUGCCAACCAAAUGGUCAUCCAAAUGACCAACCAACGUGCCAACCUAGAUCACCACUUAUGAGCUACCUAAAUGAUACCUUACCCGGUCACUUGCCGCACCAACUCAACUCGGUUGGCUGCAAGUCUGUAUGUAAAUCGUGCCCUGGUAGUACACCCGGAAUGCCUUGCUUGACACCUCUGGGAUUCAGGGAAUUUUCUGGCAGUAUUAAAACGGGUAAAGACAUAUGCGACAUACUUGGUGACUUGUUUGAAACUAACAAUAUAUCUGCCGUGUUCUGCCUAUCGCCUAAGCCACCGUCUACAUUGCCAGAGCAUUUUGGUUUUGCGUUGUAUUUAGUUAAGGGCUGGCUUCAUAGUUCCCAAUCUAAGAAAGCCACCAUGAACAAAUUCACCCUUCAAGCGUCAUUUGAGUCAUCUAUCACUAACACAUCCAUCAAGCUGUUCGAAAAUGCGGAUCGCUUUACAAAUGCCCUUGCCAACGCAUAUGGAUCUGACUCUGUAAGGCAUUCCGAAUGCCAACAUCCUCAUUUGAUGAAUCUCACAAUUACUGACUUCUGCAACAGCAACAUAAAAAGGAUAGAAUGCGCUCCCUACCUUUCGAGUCUUUAUAGUGAUGCCUAUCACCACCUUGCCAACAAACAUUCUAACACCUAUUUAUCAUGGGCGGUUUACUUGCCAUGGGAUUUCUGGAGAAAUAUUUUCUGCAGGGAAUGGGGAUGUCGUCGCUGUCUACAUCACGGAGCCUGUACACCAGGGAGUCAUGGAAGUUUCGAGACUCCUUGUCACUGCAAAUCACUUGUGACAUGUAAAGGUGUGACGCCAACACUGUAUAAAUGUGGGUUCAUGUUUGGCGAUGCCAUUGCAAUCAAUGCACUGAAUACACGAAGGACGUGCGCCACCUUUGCAAAACAUUUGAAGAGCGUUAUACAAUCGCAUUAUUUCAAAACUCUAUUUGAAAUCAUUGACAACUUCAUGUUCACAAUUCGCGCACCUUUCAUAUGGACCUUGCUAGCCCUCUGGUCGCUCUCGCUCCUGUACCUGCUGCACAUCGCCGUCGUCCGCCUCGACGUCCUGAGGAUACGCUCCCACCUGAGAUCACCCUCAAGCCACCGCAUCGCCGCGCAGUCGCUCCUCGCCGCCGCACGCGUCAGGGCGCUCGCCAACGUCAAGUACUUCUCACCGUAA
Messenger RNA from Babesia ovata, 4953 nucleotides. RefSeq lists its product as uncharacterized. Bases 1 to 4953 code for a protein of 1650 amino acids. The transcript has 2 exons. Lineage: Eukaryota; Apicomplexa; Aconoidasida; Piroplasmida; Babesiidae. The record is from RefSeq and is a predicted model, not a curated record.